CAAUAUGCCUCUAACCAGAGUCCACUGUACUUGGAUACAACCAACGAGCCGCUCCUCGGUACACUAUCAAGCCGCCGGAUCACUUCAAUCAUUAUAUUUCCAUCUACUUCAAAAAACUUCGAAAAACGCAAUGGAAAUAUGCAUAGAUUCCCUACGAUCUGCCCAGAACGCGAUCCGAGGUGGCGCCACACGACUGGAAGUCUGCUCAUCUCUUUCCGAAGGUGGGCUGACUCCCACCCCAGGAUUACUUCACGUAAUCAAAUCUUGCAAUUCGAAAAUUCCGCUUUAUUGCAUGAUACGCAUAAAAUCUGGUAACUUUAUCUACACAAGAGAAGAAAUGGAUGCAAUGAUCUUCGACGUCAAAAUUCUAAGCCAAAGUGGUGCAGAUGGAUUUGUUUUCGGAGCGUUAACGGAAAACUAUCAAAUUCACAAAAAUUUCUGCAGAGAAAUAAUUUCGGCGGUUGCGCCGAAGAAAGUGACGUUCCACCGGGCAUUCGAUGAGGUUCAAGAGCCUCUUGAAGCUCUAGAAGAUGUAAUAAGCCUUGGUUUCGAAAGAAUUUUAACUUCAGGACAGAAGAAUACAGCUAUGGAGGGGUUAGAGUUGAUUAAAAGACUCGUAAAAAUUGCAGGAGAUCGGAUUAUUUUGAUGCUGGGAAGCGGUAUCAAUCCAGACAAUAUCUCCGAAAUUAAGCAGACAUCGGAAGCUAAAGAGUUUCAUGCGUCUGCCAAAGUUAAGGUUGCCGAGACGCAAACAGCAAAUAAAGUUAAAAUGGCAGAUACAGAGAGUUUUCUCUUUGUAGCGAGUGAAGAUUUGGUGAGGAAGAUGAUUGACGCUAUCAAUAAAGCGUGAUUACUUACACUUUUCAAUUGAAUUUGUCGUGGGAACUCAAUAAAUUUCUGGGCAAUUUGCUGUGAAAUCGUUUUUGCUUUUCGGAAGUAAAUUGCUAAUUUAUAAGUAACAAUAAUUAUACUCAUUGGUAAAAAAUGCAAUUGUCCACUUGUUUCAUUAAUAUCAAGUAUAUAAUUGUAUUGUAAUUAAUAAAAGGAAUAAAUGGAAACGAAAAAU
Molecule: messenger RNA, 1066 nt
Organism: Diachasma alloeum
Lineage: Eukaryota; Metazoa; Arthropoda; Insecta; Hymenoptera; Braconidae
Product: copper homeostasis protein cutC homolog
Exons: 2
Coding region: 5-850 (281 amino acids)
Molecular function (GO): copper ion binding
Source: RefSeq, a predicted model, not a curated record